This is a messenger RNA of Ustilaginoidea virens, 2355 nucleotides long. RefSeq lists its product as uncharacterized. NCBI's taxonomy places the organism in Eukaryota, Fungi, Ascomycota, Sordariomycetes, Hypocreales, Clavicipitaceae. Gene Ontology annotation, cellular component: endosome; fungal-type vacuole membrane; plasma membrane. Gene Ontology annotation, biological process: endosome organization; Golgi organization; phosphatidylinositol phosphate biosynthetic process. The coding region runs from base 1 to 2355 and encodes 784 amino acids. Gene Ontology annotation, molecular function: 1-phosphatidylinositol 4-kinase activity. The record is from RefSeq and is a predicted model, not a curated record. The transcript is spliced from 3 exons.
AUGCCUCGCGAUCGACCCCCCACCACGGGCUACGAACGCCUCGCCCAAGCCGACCUCAGCGACGAUUCCGACGCCGAUCUGGUCCAGUCGUCGGCUUCGCUGCAGCCGGCCGCGGCGCCGCGCUACACGCCCAUCAGCCAGCCUCGCCACCGCUCCGGCGCCAUCAGCCCCCAGACGCACGCCCAACGCCCCAAGUAUCGCAAGCGCGCCGGCAGCUCCGGCGGCGUCGACAUCAAGGCCAUCAACGCGCGCCUGGAGCGCUGGGCCGACGAGAUCGCCGCCAAGUUCAAGCGCGGCCGGGGCAAGAGCGUGGCCGGGGGGGAGGAGGAGGACGAGGAGCGGCUCGAGAUCCACCACUCCGUCUUCCAGCCGCCCGAGGGCGUCCGACCCGUCACGGCCGAGGGCCUGGCCGAGACCCGGGGCGGCCUCAUGUCGCGGUCCGAGUUCGAGGCCAUCGUGGAGAGCGUCCGCGUCGCCAUCCGGCAGGAAGUCCAUCCGAGCAUGAUCUCCCAGGGCAGCUCCGGCAGCUACUUUGCCAGGAACCCCGACGGCAAGAUUGUCGGCGUCUUCAAGCCCAAGGACGAGGAGCCCUACGCGGCGGGGAACCCGAAAUGGAACAAGUGGAUUCACAGGAACUUGUUUCCUUGCUGCUUCGGGCGAGCAUGCCUGAUUCCGAACCUGUCGUACGUGAGCGAGGCCGCAGCCUACGUCCUCGACUCGCAGCUUCGCACGCACCUGGUUCCCUACACCGACGUGGUCUGGCUGUCCUCGAAAUCGUUCCACUACCCCUUCUGGGACCGGCGCAGCUUCUACCGAAAGAAGAAGACCCUGCCUCCCAAACCAGGCAGCUUCCAAGUCUUCCUCAAGGGCUUCAAGGACGCAAACGUCUUUCUGCGGGAGCACCCCUGGCCGGAUCAGUACUGGUCCGGCUUCAGGACCAACGACACGCACAGGAAUCGCAAGAAGCGGUGGACGGAGAGCUGUCGCCCGUCCACGUCGGGCCCCCCGGACGACGCGGAUUCGAGCGACGACGAGACCCUGGCGGCCGCGGAGGACUCGACGGAUCCUCCCAAGUUCUCCUGGACGGAGCCGAUGAAGCAGUCGUUCCGGGAGGAGCUGGAAAAGCUGGUGAUUCUAGACUACAUCAUGAGGAACACGGACCGAGGCCUCGACAACUGGAUGAUCAAGGUGGACUGGAAAGCUGCCAAGGUCUCCCUCGCCUCGGACCCCGUUCACCUGAACAUGGAGACGGGCCAGGACGAGGACGAGGACGGGCACGAGGACGGGGACGAGCUCAGUCGCCCCCGGCCCGUUGAUCUGGAGCAGAUGCCGCAGCCGGCGACGCGCGCGCCAUAUCCCUACCAGAGCCAGCGGCCAAUGAAUGCGUCAAGCAACGGCGCGGCGUCCAAAGAACCAGCCAUAUCCAUCGGGGCCAUUGACAAUUCUCUAUCGUGGCCCUGGAAGCAUCCCGACGCUUGGAGGAGUUUCCCGUUUGGAUGGCUCUUCCUCCCUGUCGACCUCAUCGGUCGGCCGUUCUCCCAAAAGACCAGGGACCAUUUCCUUCCCCUGCUCACGUCGACGGCCUGGUGGGCGCAGACGCAGAUUGCGCUCAAGCGCGUCUUCCAGGUGGACCAGGACUUCCAGGAGCGCAUGUUCGCCAAGCAGAUCGCCGUGAUGAAGGGCCAGGCCUGGAACGUGGUCGAGGCGCUCAAGACGGCGGACCACGGACCGCUGGAGCUCACGCGCCGGGCCAAGGUGUGCGUCUGGGACGACCUGGUCGACGUGCCCGUGGCGGUGCCCAUGCGCGCCACGUCGUCGGAGCUGCGCCGCAACGCCUCGGCGCGGCAGUCCAUGGACGAGGAGGCCGACAUUGCCGGCUCCGGGGGGGCGGCGGCGGCGGCGGCGCCGCCGCCGCGGGAGGAUGCCGCCACGGACCUGCUCGGCCUGCAGUCGGCGCCGGCGGGCAUGCCGCGCUCGGGCCGGUUCGACGCCGUGCCGAGUCUCCACGAGGACGACGCGGCGCCGGCGGCGGCGGAGCGCAACCCGUUCAACGGCCACGGCCUCGGCCACGGCCACGGCGCGUCGCGCUCGCUCAACGUCUACGAGCCGGCCCGGCACUACGGCCCGCGCCAGCAGCGCAGAUACUCGUUCGCCUCGCCCGCCGCCGCCCGCCGCACCAGCAGCACCAUCGCGCAGCAGCUCUACGCCGACUCGCACGACCUGUACGGCGGCGACGACCUCGAGGGCGACCUGGGCUACGCCGCCGCCGAGGGGCAAAUGGGCAACCAGCGCAAGGUCAUUGUGGAGCGACUCGAAGCCGUCAAGAGCCGCAACCCCGUCUUCACCUGGUGCUGA